AUGAUCAAGAUCCUUGCAGCCGCUUUUUCGCUUCUCGCAGCCGGUGGCGUGGCUGCAGUGGCUCAACCCGUCACUAAUGAAAAGCCGACCAGGACGCAGCCGCUCAGCAAACGCGCGACUACAGUAUGCGGCCAGUGGGAUUCUGUCCAGACAGGGGGUUACACUGUGUAUAACAAUCUAUGGGGCAAGGAUUCGGGCACCGGGACGCAAUGUCUGACUGUCGACGGCGUGUCUAAUGGCCUCCUCUCAUGGUCAACCACUUGGUCGUGGAGCGGCGGCCAGUACAACGUCAAGUCGUACCCCAAUGCAGUUAUAUCGGCUCCCGCAGCCAGGUUGUCUGCCAUCUCGUCCAUUCCGACGCGGUGGCAGUGGAGCUACACUGGGAGCAACAUGGUGGCCAACGUCGCAUACGAUCUCUUCACCAACUUGAACUGCGGCACGACGCCAGAGUAUGAGAUCAUGGUGUGGGUUGGGGCAUAUGGCGGCGCCGGCCCCAUUAGCCAGAGCGGGCAGCCUAUCGCCAGCCCCAACAUUGGCGGCGUUACAUGGCGCCUUUACAAAGGCUCACACUCGCAGAUGACCGUCUUCAGCUUUGUCUCGCCCGGUCAGAUCACCAACUACAGCGGUGAUCUCGUCAACUUUGUGAGGUACCUCACCCAGUCACAAGGUAUGCCUGCCUCUCAGUGCCUCUACUCUUCCGGCGCAGGCACCGAGCCCUUCACCGGCAGCAAUGCGCGCUUUACAACCAGCGGAUACAACAUGUCUAUUUCCACGAGCGGCAGCGGUGGCGGUGGAGGAGGAGCGAACCCACCAACUUGUGCUGCUUUGUAUGGUCAAUGUGGAGGUUCGGGCUGGUCGGGGUCGACGUGUUGUGCGCAGGGCACCUGUAAGGCGGCGAACGAGUGGUACUCUCAGUGCUCAUGA
Molecule: messenger RNA, 924 nt
Organism: Pyricularia grisea
Lineage: Eukaryota; Fungi; Ascomycota; Sordariomycetes; Magnaporthales; Pyriculariaceae
Exons: 2
Coding region: 1-924 (307 amino acids)
Biological process (GO): polysaccharide catabolic process
Cellular component (GO): extracellular region
Molecular function (GO): cellulose binding; cellulase activity
Source: RefSeq, a predicted model, not a curated record